This is a messenger RNA of Hydra vulgaris (swiftwater hydra), 1051 nucleotides long. Its product is annotated as solute carrier family 35 member E3. NCBI's taxonomy places the organism in Eukaryota, Metazoa, Cnidaria, Hydrozoa, Anthoathecata, Hydridae. The record is from RefSeq and is a predicted model, not a curated record. Gene Ontology annotation, cellular component: Golgi apparatus. Gene Ontology annotation, molecular function: antiporter activity; nucleotide-sugar transmembrane transporter activity.
UAAACUAUUAGUUGAAAAUUAAAAAAAUGCAAAAAUAAUUUUUCUUCUUAUAUCAAGCAAAAUAGAAACAUGGCAUUACAGCAUUCCUCUUUUCUGGUAACAUUUUGCGUUCUUCUCAAUAUUUGUUCUUCCAUAUGUAUUGUUAUGAUUAACAAAUGGAUUUACACUUAUUAUCACUUCCCAAAUAUUACAUUAACUUGCAUACAUUUUAUCAUCACAUCUUUGGGAUUAAAAGUGUGCUCAAUAUUCAAUCUGUUUAACCCACGAUAUGUUCCGAUAAAGAGCAUGCUUCCACUUUCAGUUGCGUUUUGUGGCUUUGUUGUUUUCACUAAUUUAAGUUUAGAAUACAACACUGUUGGUACUUAUCAGCUGAUUAAAGUCUUAACAACUCCAUGCAUAAUGAUUAUUCACGUCAUGUUUUAUAAAAAAACGUACACUCUAAAGAUCUUGUUGACCCUGGUACCUAUAACAUUUGGUGUUUUUCUCAAUUCAUAUUACGAUGUCAAAUUUAAUUUAUUUGGUGCAUUAAUUGCUGGUUUUGGUGUGAUUAUUACAUCACUUUAUCAAGUGUGGGUUGGUACUACUCAACAAGAUUUAGGUAUUGACUCAAUGCAACUUUUAAGUUACCAGGCUCCUUUAUCAGCUGGUUUGCUAUUGUUCGUCAUUCCAUUUUUCGAACCUUUGAGUGGUGAAGGAAGUUUAUUUCAUAUGUGGUCUAUGCAAACUUGGCUUCUUGUUGGAUUAAGCGGAUGUAUUGCUUUUUCUAUAAAUCUUACGAUAUUUUGGAUCAUAGGAAAUUUAUCUCCAGUGACCUAUAAUAUGGUUGGUCAUUUAAAAUUCUGUGCAACGCUUUUAUUCGGGUACAUUUUAUUCCACGAUAACAUUAUGAUUAGCCAAGUGUUUGGGAUAGCAAGCACAUUAAUAGGCGUACUCAUGUAUACUCACUUCAAAUUACAAGAUCAGCCUAAAAAAGUCAGUUUAUCAAGACAAGUUUAAAAUUACCAAAACAAAUAUGUAAAUAUUAAAUAUCAAUAUAAAUUAUUAUAAUUGA